AUGCCCCCAAAAGCAACUGCCAAAAUCAACGGAAAGGUCAUCGCCGAGUCGGACGAAUACGAGACUGUCGAGGGAAAUAUCUACUUCCCGCCAUCUGCUAUCACCCGGAGCUUUCUCACUCCUUCAGACACAAAUACCAUCUGUGGAUGGAAGGGAACUGCCUCAUAUUACAAUGUAGAAGUUGAUGGUGUAUACAUUAAGGACGCCGCGUGGUAUUAUCCGGACCCCAAAGACAAGUUCAAGCCGUUCAGGAAUUAUGUGGCGUUCUGUAUGUAUGCCCCGCUGAUGCUCCACCUGAAGAGGGUCCCCUUUCGUUUGCGUUAG
Messenger RNA from Morchella sextelata, 324 nucleotides. RefSeq lists its product as uncharacterized. The coding region runs from base 1 to 324 and encodes 107 amino acids. The record is from RefSeq and is a predicted model, not a curated record. The transcript is spliced from 4 exons. NCBI's taxonomy places the organism in Eukaryota, Fungi, Ascomycota, Pezizomycetes, Pezizales, Morchellaceae.